AUGACUAACAACGAGGCUGAGGAUGAAGUUGUGAUUGCAGGAUUGAAAUUAGCCCUCAAAUAUGGCGCUCGACGACUCGUCCUACAUUGUGACUCCCCACUCGUGGUGAAUCAAGUCACUGGGACUUUCAAAAUCAAAGAACAGAGACUACAAAAGUACCAGUCAGAAAUUCACAAACUGCUACCAGAAUUCGACGAAUGCCGCCUCGACCAGAUACCCAGGGCGCAGAAUGUCGAAGCAGAUGGCCUCGCCAAGAAGGAACGCUCCCACAAGAUAAGAAAGAAGCCAAAAAGCUCCGAAUAUAGGCGGCCAGGUACAGUCUCGUAA
Messenger RNA from Nicotiana attenuata, 327 nucleotides. RefSeq lists its product as uncharacterized. Gene Ontology annotation, molecular function: nucleic acid binding; RNA-DNA hybrid ribonuclease activity. The coding region runs from base 1 to 327 and encodes 108 amino acids. The transcript has 2 exons. NCBI's taxonomy places the organism in Eukaryota, Viridiplantae, Streptophyta, Magnoliopsida, Solanales, Solanaceae. The record is from RefSeq and is a predicted model, not a curated record.